AUGCGAGCGCUGUGCCCGGUCGCAAAGCGCAAUAAACCCUCAUCUCGUUCUUCACCAAGUCAUGAAGAACAAAUACCCACAGCCAGUCCUCCCUUUUUAGAGACAGAAGACGAUUCGAACAAUCUACAGCCUUCUGGUUUGCUUAAUCAUGAAGCCUUGACAGGUAAAUUCUCUCUUGGCAACAUUCUCAAUGCAAACCGAGAGCCCGUGCCGCCAUUGGGUAGUCGCCCUGACUCUAUCGAUGUCGACGAUCCUGUGAGUCUUGGGUUGAUCAAUCCAUCCCUAGCAAUAUCCUUAUUCGAUAGCUUCAUAACUAUUCUCAAUCCAUACAUCAGCCAGCUCGACCCUCAUCUACAUACAUUUUCCCAUGUCCGCCAAAAGUCUGCAUUCUUACUGAGCGCCGUACUGUCCAUGUCAGCAAAGGCUUUCAACCACGCUCUUUACAAUAAAUUGUAUGAGCAUGCGCAGCAUCUAUACGUUGAAGUCUUUCGUCGUGGCAGUAAAUCGGUCGAAAUCGUGCAGGCAAUUCUUAUCCUCACUUACUGGAAGGAGCCGCAGGAUACAAGAGUUUGGACAUCGGUUGGAUAUGCUAUACGCAUAUGUAUGGACAUGGGCUGGAACAAACUCAGCCCAUGUUCCUCUCAGGUGUCUGCGGCUCAAUCAGAAAUGGAAAGAAGAGAGCGGCGGAAUAUCGAGCGGACAUGGUUUGUGCUGUUUGUCUAUGAUCGGAGUAUGAGUUUACAAACCGGGAGACCGUGGAUGAUUGAAUGUAGCGACUUGAUCGAAUCCAUACAAAGUUGGUGCGACGAACCUCUGGCCAUUGAGAAUGACCAGCUUCUCGGGGCCUUUACCACUCUACGUCUCAUCACGUCUACCGCAUUCCCCUUCCUCGUGUCCAGGUCGCAACGUCGAGGAAUAUCACACCUCGAGAGUGAGCCACUCGUCAGCCUUAUCAAUGGUCGGAUUGAUAGCUGGGAGGAACAUUGGACUCGAAAGGUUGCUACGGCACAAGUACCAGCGUGUCAUGACUUUCUGAUUCGGUUCUAUGGCACCCACCUCCGUCUACAGCUCUACACUUUGCCAUCACAUGGAAUCAUUUCCUCGGCCAAAUCGGAUUCCACCCUCCAUCUUGAUACAAUAUGGAUAGCCUAUAGUAGCGCAUUAAGUAUGUUGGAGUUGAUUUCUCGAAACUCUGUCCAUAUUUGCUUCGCUCAGGACUCGAUCCAUAUCAUGACUGCGUAUAGUGCUGCGUUUCUCGUCAAGGUUCUUCUUUCGGUUUCGGGCCUCCUUGCGAGCCGAAUGGCAUCCGAUACUAUAGAGGCCAUUCAAAACGCCGCCCGAGUCUUCUCUGACCAGUCGGGUUGCAUAAGCUCAAGUUGCACCCUCCAAGCUACGUUUCUUACCAAAGUGGGUGUGAAACUCGCAGAAACCCAGAACAAGCAAAAUACAGAUGCCGACAACAACCCCAACGAGGAGUCGAUGCAGGCCUCGAUGAUGCCAGACCAGGAUAGUGUGACUGAAGGGUCCACGACAGUCGCAGCAGUUGACCCGUCCCUUCAAUGGCCUUUUCAUUCACGAGGGUUGGAGAUAUCCUCGCUGCCACAGGGGAGCCUGGACUUUCCUUUUGAGUGUAAUGACAUGUGGGCAGAGCUCUUUGCUACAGUUGGAACGGACGCGCAAGAUUUGUUCUAUUUAUCUCAAGCUGACUGCUGA
Molecule: messenger RNA, 1713 nt
Organism: Fusarium sp. VM40
Lineage: Eukaryota; Fungi; Ascomycota; Sordariomycetes; Hypocreales; Nectriaceae
Source: the annotation of a GenBank genome assembly